Erythranthe guttata (spotted monkey flower) is the source of this 1672-nucleotide messenger RNA. Its product is annotated as putative serine/threonine-protein kinase PBL3. Lineage: Eukaryota; Viridiplantae; Streptophyta; Magnoliopsida; Lamiales; Phrymaceae. Gene Ontology annotation, molecular function: ATP binding; protein kinase activity. Gene Ontology annotation, biological process: protein phosphorylation. The record is from RefSeq and is a predicted model, not a curated record.
CCAAACCAAACCAAAUGGUGUAAGAAAAAGGGCAAAGGCAGUACCCUCCCAUUUUCCUUCUCUCCAUUUUCUAUCUUUGCUUCUCUCUCCUCUUUCUCUCUCUCUCAUCGCCGUUUUCUUCUUCUUCUUCUGUUGCCUAAAAACAUUUCUGCUUUUCAUCUUUAUUACUGUAAUUUAUACUUUCCAAACAUCACCCAAAAGCCUGCUCAUUUGAGAUAUUUAGGAAAGGGGAUUUCAUCUACUCUGCACCAUUCUUGAUUUAGCUAUUCACCCUUUCCUUUUUCUUGGCUGAUUCUCUCUCUCUCUCUCUCUCUCUCUCUCUCUCUCUCUCUCUCCAUAUAUAUUGUGUAGAGUGGAAAGAGGGUUUGGAGCAAGAUUAAUUAUGGGAAAUUGUUUGGGUUCCUCUGCAAGAGUUGAUGCAACUCUCAGCACCACAUACGAAGGAUCAAAAUGUCCAAGCAAAACCAGCAAUUCGUCGCAUCCGUCAAACAUAAGCAUUCCCUCAUACAGUAACAAAAGCAGCGCCGAAAGCCUCCCCACUCCAAGAUCUGAAGCUGAAAUCUUGUCAUCACCCAACGUAAAGCCCUUCGCAUUUAACGAGCUUAAAAAUGCAACAAGGAAUUUCCGGCCCGACAGCCUCCUCGGUGAAGGAGGAUUCGGGUACGUCUUUAAAGGAUGGAUUGACGAAAAUACCCUCGCUGCUUCAAAACCCGGAUCUGGAUUGGUCAUUGCUGUCAAGAAGUUGAAACCCGAGGGUUUCCAAGGCCACAAAGAGUGGUUGACAGAAGUGAAUUAUCUAGGACAGCUUCGUCAUCCGAACCUAGUUAAACUUAUCGGGUACUGCUCCGAGGGGGACAAUCGGCUCUUGGUGUACGAGUUCAUGCCGAAAGGAAGCUUGGAGAAUCAUUUGUUCAGAAGAGGGCCCCAGCCGAUUUCUUGGGCAAUUAGAAUCAAGGUUGCCAUAGGUGCUGCAAAGGGCCUUUCGUUCUUGCACGAGGCCGAAGAACAAGUUAUAUAUCGAGAUUUUAAAGCUUCCAACAUUCUUCUAGAUGGCGAAUUCAACGCCAAAUUGUCCGACUUCGGUCUAGCCAAAGCGGGCCCCACCGGUGAUAGGACUCACGUUUCGACUCAAGUUAUGGGCACUCAGGGCUAUGCUGCACCUGAAUACGUCGCCACAGGUCGACUCACGGCAAAAAGUGACGUAUAUAGCUUUGGGGUAGUUUUGCUCGAAUUGCUAUCGGGGCGUCGUGCGGUGGACAAAACGAAGGUCGGGGUAGAGCAAAACCUAGUCGACUGGGCCCUACCGUAUAUGGGCGACAAGAGAAGAUUGUUCCGGAUAAUGGAUAUUAAAUUGGAAGGUCAAUACCCUCAAAAGGCGGCAUUCGCUGCGGCUACGAUUGCUCUGCAGUGCUUGAGCCACGAGGCGAAGCUUAGGCCUAGAAUGGCUGAUGUCAUCGACAAGCUCGAAGAGCUGCAAGCGCCGAAAAGCGGUAUUGCGAAUAGGAAAGUGGUUGUGCAGAUAGAGAAUCAAGCGGACCCCACCGUUAAGCACCGUUCGAGUGUGAAUGCUGCUGCUACGCCGCCUUUGGUUUCUUCUCCGGUGCCGGCUCAUCGAAGGAUUUCCCGUGUUAGAUGAGGUGGUUUUUUUUUUUUUUUUUUUUUUUUUUUUUGU